AUGGAGUUGCAUGCAGAAGUGAUGGAGAAUGAAAAUAACAAUAAGAAUAAUAAUGUUGUUAUUAGGAGGGAAGUGUGUUUGGUUUGGGAAGAAUUGACAGUGGUUAUUAACAGCGGCAAGAGCAGUAAUAAUAAUAGUGAAAGAAGGAAGAAAGUGUUGAACGGAAUAAGUGGAUAUGCUGAACCAAACAGAAUCAUGGCUCUAAUUGGUCCUUCUGGUGCUGGCAAAUCCACCUUCCUUGAUGCUCUUGCUGGAAGACUUGCAACCAAUGUCAGCAUUACUGGAAAUGUGCUAUUGAAUGGCACUAAGAGAACCACAUCCUCCAGAGAUCUUUCUUAUGUAACACAAGAAGACCAUUUCUUAGGAACACUAACUGUGAGGGAAACACUCACAUAUGCUGCUUAUCUGAGACUUGCUGCAAACAUGGCCAAUGAUGAGAUUGACAGGGUUGUAGCCAAGACGCUCGACGAAAUGGGUCUUCAAGAAUGUGCAGAGAGCAGGCUUGGGAAUUGGCAUUCAAGAGGAAUAAGUAAAGGAGAGAAGAGAAGACUCAGCAUUGGCAUUGAGAUCUUAACUCAGCCUCAUAUACUUUUGCUUGAUGAACCUACUAGUGGAUUGGAUAGUGCUGCUGCUUUCUUUGUCAUUUCAUCUCUCAGAAGCAUUGCACAUGAUGGCAGAAUUGUUAUCUGCUCCAUUCACCAACUUAGCAGUGAAGUUUUCAAUCUCUUUGAUGACAUGGUGAUCCUCGCAGGAGGUGAAACUGUGUAUUUUGGAGAAAGGACUAAAGCUGUUAAGUUCUUUGAAGAUGCAGGGUUUCCUUGUCCAACAAGAAAGAACCCUCCUGAGCACUUCCUUCGUUGCGUCAGCCCCGAAUUCGAUAGUGUUCUGACUUUGAUACAGUCCAAGAAUGCCAAUAAUGAAGCACCAUCAUCAUGGAAUUCUCUAAUAAAUAUGACAACAGAGGAGAUUAAAUGGAAACUUAUAAACUGUUUCAAGAAUUCUAGGCAGUUAGCAAAUGCAAGGGAAAAGAUCAGAGAAAUCAAAUUAAGAAAAGAACCUUCAAUAGAGAGGGCAUAUGAUACUAGAACACUGAAGCAGCUAUGCACAUUGACUCAUAGAUCAUUCCUUAACAUGACCAGAGACAUUGGUUACUAUUGGUUAAGGAUUCUGUUCUACAUGUUAGUAUCAGUGUGUGCUGGUUUUCUUUAUCUAAAUGUAGGAACUAGUAAUAGUGCAAUCUUAUCAAGAAGCAAGAUUGAUGGAUUCAUCUAUGGCUUCAUGAUCUUUCUGUGCAUUGGUGGCUUACCCUUCUUCCUUGAGGAGUUAAAGGUCUUCGAGCGCGAAAGAUUCGGAAGGCAUUAUGGAGAGGCAGUUUAUGUUCUUUCGAGUUUCAUCUCGUCACUUCCUUUUGUUGUUUUCAUUUCCCUGACUUCAGGAACAACACUUUACCACAUGGUGAAUUUUCACCCUGGUUUCUCUCAUUACUGCUACUUUUGCAUAAACCUCUUCUGCAGCAUUUCUGUCACAGAAGGGUGCAUGCUUUUAGUUGCUGCUCUUGUUUCCAACCAGCUCCUAGCUAUUGGAACAUCAGCUGCUAUAACUAUACUGAUGAUGAUGCCAUCAAAUGCAUUUCGAAGAAUGAUUGACAUUCCGAAAUUCUUCUGGCGCUAUCCCAUGUCCUACAUCAGUUAUAUCGCGUGGUCAAUACAGGGGCAAUACAAGAAUGACCUGAUUGGACUUGAAUUUGAAGGAAUGAUGCCAGGAGACAGAAAGAUAAAGGGUGAAGUGAUACUUGAAGAAAUGUUUGGAAUAAGAACAGAUUAUUCAAAAUGGUGGGACAUAGGAGCCUUGGUUUGCUUGUUAAUAUCAUACAGAUUGAUGUUUUUCUUGGUUCUUAAGCAUAGGGAGAGAGCUUCAUCACUAUUUCACACCAUUUUACUCACAAGAUCCUCCCCCAAACUCAAACUCAAUCUCAAUCUCAAUUUCAAUCACAAAUAUAUUUCUACCAAGAGACACCAUUCCCUAUAUCCUUUCUCAUCUCAACAUGGAUUUACCCCUCCAAUAAUAUCCUAG
Molecule: messenger RNA, 2073 nt
Organism: Arachis stenosperma
Lineage: Eukaryota; Viridiplantae; Streptophyta; Magnoliopsida; Fabales; Fabaceae
Product: ABC transporter G family member 15-like
Exons: 9
Coding region: 1-2073 (690 amino acids)
Cellular component (GO): membrane
Molecular function (GO): ATP hydrolysis activity; ATP binding; ABC-type transporter activity
Source: RefSeq, a predicted model, not a curated record